Pestalotiopsis fici W106-1 is the source of this 807-nucleotide messenger RNA. RefSeq lists its product as uncharacterized. The record is from RefSeq and is a predicted model, not a curated record. Gene Ontology annotation, molecular function: deNEDDylase activity; cysteine-type peptidase activity. Bases 1 to 807 code for a protein of 268 amino acids. Gene Ontology annotation, biological process: proteolysis. The transcript has 4 exons. Lineage: Eukaryota; Fungi; Ascomycota; Sordariomycetes; Amphisphaeriales; Sporocadaceae.
AUGUCGAAUCACCUCAGAACACACCGCCGGCCUCGGCAUGCUAACAUGCGCCGAAAGGGUCGCACCAUGCCCUUCCGCGAGAAGUUCGCCCGUCGCUUUGGUGAUAGUCUUUCUCCACACCCUUCGCCGAACCAGCCAUACUUGUCUUUGACAUAUGAAGAUGUCAAGUCACUUCGCAAUGACUGGCUCACUGACAAUAAUAUCGCUUUCUGGGAGGAGUUCCUCGAGCGUGAGGUGCUCACCAAAUUUCCCCAGGCCAACAUUGUGCUUCUCAGACCCUCCAUGGCCUUUUUGCUCAUGAAGGACAGAGAUACAAACGCCGUACGGAAAGCAAUCCCCUCGUUUGAUGGAGUGACGCAUAUAUUCCUACCCAUCAAUGACAACCGCAACGUUGCCAUGGCCGAGGGCGGUUCGCACUGGUCUCUGCUCCUCGUGAGCGUCAUCGACGGCGUCGCCUUUCACUACGAUUCCCUCGAGGGCGCCAAUAAUGAGGAGGCGCUCAUGUGCUUGCGGCGGCUGGAGCAUGUUCUUCACAAGAAGCUGCGCUUUCACCACCUGUCAGAGUGCCCGCAACAGGACAACGGCAGCGACUGUGGCGUGUUCGUGUGCAUCAUCAUGCGCCAUCUUCUGGUCAAACGGCUACUCGCUGUUAAUGCUGGCGAGAAAAUAUCCAUGAGUAUGGCCCACAAGGCCAUUGAUGCUGUUGGUGCUCGCAAGGAAAUGAUCAAUAUUGUCAACAGCUUGCGCAAGGAAGGCGAGAGAAGACGAUCGUCGAGCCACAGCAACACCCCCCCACGUGUAGACUAA